AUGUCGCAAAUUUUUGAGUCAACGAGGAAUUACCUCAAGACAUCAACUAAAUUGGGGCGUCGUAUGAGCAGCUAUAGAGAUGAGACUAGUGGAAGCGAGACAAGCCUGCACAACAACAACAAUUCCUUACAAGAUUAUAAAUCAGCUGCCAUAAUAACUGAAUCACAACCAAAGGAUAGUACCCUCUCCCGUCAAAACUCGCCCAAAAAACGCCUCUCGGAUCUUUUCAGUCUAGACGACCGCAGCAAAAAUAAUAAGUUGUCACAGGAUCAAUCAAACAAUGAUAUAAAAGGACGGCGCAGGGACAGUAAAAGCAGUGACAGAACUCUCAGAAGCAAAAAAAGCCAUCAAAGCAACUCUGGCGAAAUAUUAUUUGACCGUCAUCAUGGCCGUGAUCGUGAUCGUGAUCGUGAUAGAGCAUCGGAUCACAUGGAGGAAGAAGUCCCUCGGGCACAAUCUCCAACGAUCUCAAUGUCCAACACGAUCAGUACGGCUACAUCAAGCUAUGAUAUGCGCCCAACUGACUAUCCUAGUAUCGGACACUAUCAGGCACAUGUCUGGAGGCGCAACUUGCUGGAAGAAAGUAUCAUGUAUUCUCUUCGACUUGGCUACACUGAUCGCCAACAUCGAUCGUCGUCGCGCCAACGCCAUCACUACAGACGCGAUUCCAAGAGAGAUUCACCCCGUUCCCGCAAAGCUCGUGAGCAGGCCAUUCUAGCUGCUGCAACAGGGAAAGAAAUCUCUUCAUUGCCAUUAUCAACGAUCGAGGAUGAUGAUACGGCGUCACAAGAGAACAUUGUUGACAGAAGCCUCAAGGUGAUCAAUGACGACAACCGGAUUCAACCCAGCACUGUUACAGGACAGCAGCAAUACCUGCAUCCACAGUUUCGACACGUGAAAAAUAGUCCUUACCAACUCGAUUACAAUUUUUCCAUGACCAAUAUUACUCAAUCUAUGGCCAGCUUCACAUUGGAGGUAGACGAUCAUCAUGCAGCUCGUAUCAUGCGUUCAUCUGCUAUUCCCGAUUUAUUCAAAAUCAAGGCAACCAUCCCAGGAACGAUGCCAACGACAGAACGAUCUAGAAGCAGGCACAAUUCAAAAACGUCCCUCUUAGGAAGCGGUGUUUCACCCUCUCCACGAGUCCUGACAGGCAAAAAAGCGCCUGUGACAGUUCAGCCCAUUCAUAUAGUGUUGCCGAAUAUGCAAGAUGUGGAUGAGGAAGAAGAGAAUGUAGAAUCACCAUUGACGCCGAGUUCAGCUGCAUGGGCCGAUUCUGUGUUUGAAUCACUGGACCAAGUGGCUGGAAAACAAGCUGAAGGGAUGACUAAAAAUCAAUUGAAGGCGUUGGAAGUUGCUCCUGCAGCAUCGGUAUGA
This is a messenger RNA of Lobosporangium transversale, 1374 nucleotides long. RefSeq lists its product as hypothetical. The record is from RefSeq and is a predicted model, not a curated record. NCBI's taxonomy places the organism in Eukaryota, Fungi, Mortierellomycota, Mortierellomycetes, Mortierellales, Mortierellaceae. The coding region runs from base 1 to 1374 and encodes 457 amino acids. The transcript has a single exon.